AUGGCACCCAAGAAAGACAAACAAAAAGAGCCGGUCACCAAUCCAUCCAGUCAGCCCAGUCAACCUAAGCCAUUCAGAAUCCUUCAACCAUCCAUGAAUCCAGUUAAAACCGAGUCGCCUUCCCAAUUGGUCCCUUUUCCGGGAUGUUCUCCUAUACAAGUCAGUAAUCGAUUCUCUAGUUUGGGAGCCACAGUUGGUCAAAUCCGUCCUAACUACCAAUCUGCCCUAGUUGCCAGUUAUGAUCCUUUUCAGAUCAUUCCUCCAGUUGCUCAGUCUUCCCAGUCGUCUACUCCUCUUCCAAAAUCAUCUCCUUAUGUCCCUAAAGAUAAGUCGCACCUAUUCAUAAUCGAACCAAUUUAUGAUGUCAAAUGGUGGGAUAAAUUUCAAGUUGCCAGAGUUGCCAAAUAUGUCUACAAGGAUUUUCCUCAAGUUGUUAAUCCUCCCAAUCCUCAACUUGUAUCUCCUGUUGGUUCUUGUUCUUCUCUCUCAAUCGAGGGAAAAUCAAAAUCUGAAUUACAAGAAAUUGCUCGCCAAUUGAUCAUCCAAGCCUCCCAGAUGAAUGAUGAUGAGGACAAUGACAAUUCCCCUGCCUCCCAGUCAUCAUCCAGCUGUCUUCCUAAUCCAAGUCCCUCCAAACCCCAUCGGUGUGGAGUGAUUAUGAAUAUUCCCAAGACCCUUAUGUUGCUUAUGAUCUCAAUUCUGACUAAGCAGUAG
Prunus armeniaca (apricot) is the source of this 714-nucleotide messenger RNA. The record is from the annotation of a GenBank genome assembly. Lineage: Eukaryota; Viridiplantae; Streptophyta; Magnoliopsida; Rosales; Rosaceae.